Tetrahymena thermophila SB210 is the source of this 612-nucleotide messenger RNA. Its product is annotated as transmembrane protein, putative. The record is from RefSeq and is a predicted model, not a curated record. The transcript has a single exon. NCBI's taxonomy places the organism in Eukaryota, Ciliophora, Oligohymenophorea, Hymenostomatida, Tetrahymenidae.
AUGAGUUAAAAAAACGCAAAAAAUGAGAAGGAAAAUCUUAUUUUUUAUAGUUCUAUCUUUGUUAUAUUUUAUUUAAUAUAUGAAUGCAAUUUAAAGCUUUAUAGCCUUUUUUAUGGUGUGGAGAAUUUAAUAUUUUAAAAUUUUCAUGCUGGUCCCAUCCACUAAAUGAAUUAAGAUGAAGAAAAUUAUAGAAGUGAAGCAGUAUUUAAUUAUUAAUUGAUUGAAUUUUGUCGUCAAUAAAUAGGCUAGUUAGUUUCAUAGAUUAAAUAUAUUUAUUCUUCUGAUAGCUAAUAGCGAUAGGAUAAACAGGCGGAAGAUAGAUCUUAAAAACUUAACAAUUAAAUAGUAAAUUAAAUAACAAGUAAAAAAAAACAAAACAAAAUCACUAAUCAUUUGAUAUUCCUUUCACUUGUAAAUAAAUAAAUUAAAUAACUAAUUAAAUAAUUAAUAAGCAAAUAAAUAAACAAACAAAAAAGCAAACAAUCACAGUCAAUCAGGAUUUAAAGAAAGACAACAAAACUAUAAAGACUAAACAAAUAUCAAAGAAAAAUUAAUUAAAAAUUAUCAAAAAAAAAAUUAAUAAAUAAUCAGAUAAAUAAGCAAACAAGCUGA